UUUUUUUUUUUCUAUCGACGCGCUUUUUCUUUGUUUUUUAUUCUGCAUGAUUCAAUCGCGACAACAUGACUGCGGCAAUGAAUGAACAUUUGAGCUCAACUACAGAGAGAAUUGAGCAACCUCUUCAAACAGAUGUUACGGCUUCGUCAGGAACGAUACAAGCUGACUUGUCUAGCCAGGUACCAGUGUUUUUGGCGGCGCCCGUCAACUGUAAACUCUUUGUGAACAAGCUAACAGCGCAGGGUUCCGAAUAUCGUCUUGCGGAAAUUCUUUCCUCGCGUGAUACAGCAGCUCAUGGGUUGGAAUACUAUGUUCACUACACAGAGUUUAAUAAACGGCUGGAUGAAUGGGUAUCUGUAGAACGACUUGAUUUCUCACGGCCGAUUCAGUUUCCAACCAGGCUGACACAGAUACCAGCGCGAGAGCAUGAGGAAAAGACGGAACAGAACACGUUUUCAAAAGAUCGCGAGAUUGAAAACCUGAGAACGUCUGGUUCGAUGACGCAAAGUAUACAAGAGAUUGCCAGAGUUAAAAACUUGAACAAAAUUCAAAUGGGACGACAUGAAGUAGAAGCGUGGUAUUUCUCACCUUAUCCGAUGGAAUACGCGCAUAGCGAUACACUUUAUAUAUGUGAAUUCUGUCUUUCGCAUUAUAUAUCCAACAAGCAAUUGAGUCGACACCGAGGCCGAUGUCAAUUACACCAUCCACCGGGCAAUGAAAUCUAUCGAAAUGAAGAAAUUUCAUUCUUUGAAAUUGAUGGACGUAAACAAAAGGUAUGGUGUAGAAAUCUUUGUCUUUUAUCCAAAUUGUUUUUAGAUCACAAGACGUUAUACUAUGAUGUGGAUCCAUUUUUAUUUUAUUGCAUGACGGAGCGAGAUGAAAACGGAUAUCAUUUGAUUGGCUACUUUUCAAAAGAAAAAGAAUCGUCCGAAAGUUACAAUGUGGCAUGUAUUUUAACUCUUCCGCAGUACCAAAGACUUGGUUACGGCCGACUUUUAAUUGCAUUUUCCUAUGAACUAUCAAAAGCUGAAGGGAGAUGUGGUUCGCCAGAAAAACCACUCUCUGACUUGGGAUAUUUAUCAUAUCGUGCUUUCUGGACUGAAACUAUUGUUGAAUUCUUAUUAUCCAAUGCAACGGAGGAAACAACGAUUGAAGAAAUUUCACAUCGAACUUCAAUUACCACUACCGAUAUAGAACUUACCUUAUCUUCUAUUGGGGCUUUAAAAUACUACCGUGGACAAAACAUUAUUUGUUUAGGUGAUAAGGUGGUUGAACAAUGGGAAAGAAAUUAUGAAAAGAGGAAGCUCAGGAAUCGUACAAUUGUACCAGAAAAAUUGGAUUGGAAGCCUAUUCAUUUUACCCCAUCUCAACUAAGAUUUCUAUAAUAUCAUUUGUAAAUAUAACCCCGAAUUGCAUACAACAACCGAAAAAAAAAAGAUACUAUAAAACAUCUAUUUGUUUCUAUAGUGUGAUCCGUAUAUUCGUAUAUC
This is a messenger RNA of Mucor mucedo, 1490 nucleotides long. Its product is annotated as acyl-CoA N-acyltransferase. NCBI's taxonomy places the organism in Eukaryota, Fungi, Mucoromycota, Mucoromycetes, Mucorales, Mucoraceae. The transcript has a single exon. The record is from RefSeq and is a predicted model, not a curated record. Gene Ontology annotation, biological process: regulation of DNA-templated transcription. Gene Ontology annotation, molecular function: histone acetyltransferase activity. Bases 66 to 1385 code for a protein of 439 amino acids.